AUGUACGCAGAGGAGCAGCUUGCGGCACAGGCCGAGGAGGCGGCGAAGAACAGCGCUUGGGAGGAGAUGUGCCAGGCUUUCGGAGGAGAACCCAAGAAGAACUUGAAGGGGGUGAGGACGUUGGCGAAUGGCAGGUACGCUGCUGAGAUCCGGGACAAGGUCGCGGGGCGCAAGGUCUGGCUUGGGACGUUCCCGUCCCUCAAGCUCGCCGCUUGCGCCUACGAGCUGGCUGCCAGGGGGAUGCUGUCGGGGGGACGCCAUGCCGUCCCAAACUUCCAGCAAACUCCGUCUCCCGCCUUACGUGCCGAAUUCGAUGACGAGCUGGCCGCACAGGCGCUCCGUUACAGGGAGGCGGACGGCGGCGGUCGUCCUGUUCCUGCUUGUCUCUUGCGUUUCGCCAGGGUGCCGGUGCCACCGGUAGAGGAGUUCCCGGAGCAGCCGCCGUUCACCGUCGAGGGCCCAGGUUGUGAGAUUACGUUCGUCCGCUCGAUACCCCCAGAGCCAGUCUACAUCGAGGCAGUCGAAGAAUCGUACCUCGCGACGCCAACCUGCACCUGGUGA
Molecule: messenger RNA, 561 nt
Organism: Brachypodium distachyon (stiff brome)
Lineage: Eukaryota; Viridiplantae; Streptophyta; Magnoliopsida; Poales; Poaceae
Product: dehydration-responsive element-binding protein 2A
Exons: 1
Coding region: 1-561 (186 amino acids)
Biological process (GO): regulation of DNA-templated transcription
Molecular function (GO): DNA binding; DNA-binding transcription factor activity
Source: RefSeq, a predicted model, not a curated record